GUCACAGCAACAAGCACACAAUCUCUAGCUAACAGCAAAGCAACGACCUACACCGAGCUGACGACGGCCAUGGCGUCCGGGCAGGAGAGCAGGCAGGAGCUGGACCGCAUGGCCCGCGAGGGCGAGACCGUCGUCCCCGGCGGCACCGGCGGCAAGAGCCUCGAGGCGCAGGAGCACCUCGCCGAGGGGCGCAGUCACGGCGGGCAGACCCGGAGCGAGCAGCUGGGGCACGAGGGGUACAGCGAGAUGGGGAGCAAGGGCGGGCAGACCCGCAAGGAGCAGCUGGGCCAUGAGGGCUACAAGGAGAUGGGGAGCAAGGGCGGGCAGACCCGGAGCGAGCAGCUGGGGCACGAGGGCUACAGCGAGAUGGGCAGCAAGGGUGGGCAGACGCGCAGCGAGCAGCUCGGCCACGAGGGGUACAGCGAGAUGGGGCGCAAGGGCGGGCUCAGCACCAAGGAGGAGUCCGGCGGGGAGCGCGCCGCCCGCGAGGGCAUCGAGAUCGACGAGUCCAAGUUCAGGACCAAGUCCUAGAUGCCGCGCCUGCUCCGCCGUGUACGUGCGGCGCCGUAGCAUGUAGCUGCAGGCAGGGUAGUGUGGUAGUGUUAAGCCUAGCUAGCUAGUCGAAGACGUGCUGCUCUCGUAGUCGUAGGGAGCUUGAGAUUGGCACGCGUGUGCUCUGAA
Messenger RNA from Setaria italica (foxtail millet), 681 nucleotides. RefSeq names its product late embryogenesis abundant protein B19.4. Gene Ontology annotation, biological process: response to abscisic acid. The record is from RefSeq and is a predicted model, not a curated record. NCBI's taxonomy places the organism in Eukaryota, Viridiplantae, Streptophyta, Magnoliopsida, Poales, Poaceae. Gene Ontology annotation, cellular component: cytosol. The transcript has 2 exons. The coding region runs from base 70 to 531 and encodes 153 amino acids.